GAUGUGGAGUGAUAUACGUCUUCAGUUCAGAAGAUGACGAAUAUACGAUUAUUUCGAGGUAAAGAAGCAGUUAAGGAGAUAAAGCGUUUAAAGAUAGAUGAUGUUUUUCUCUAUCAGUGGUACAUCGAUCAGGGCGUCUACUGCUACAUUAGGUACCUGAAUUCGAAACCUGCAGCAUUUGCGCUAAUAUCAAGAAUGAACUUCGAUCCUCUAGAUAUUCAUAAAAAUCUUAAGAUGCUGAAUUACGUCUAUACUUUACCGGAGUAUCGAAGAAGAGGAUAUGCCGCCGAACUUGUGACUCACAUCAUUGGCGUUACUGAAUUUUCAGCAUUUUGUUCCAACGAGGAGUCCGAAAAAUUGUUUGAAAAAUGCAAUUGCACAAAUCACGGUAUAGUAAAUAACGCCGUAAUGUUUAGAUACCCUUAAUAAAACACGUUUUGCAUAAAUUGUUUUUAUUCCUAAUAUACCUAUAAAUAGAUUAAUGACCUAUAAAUAGAAUUUGCUUAUACCAACCUAUAUAACUUUCGCAACUCCCUAUACAUUUAUUAUCGAAUUUAUCGUAACGUUGAGUGGUAUCAUUGAAUAAAAACACUAUUUUUAUUCAAUGGUGGUAUCUAGGAGGAGUUCGCUAUAUAUGCGAUACAUUAUUCAGAUUUUUCCCAUUCCAAUUCGAUCAUUCGUUGAGAUCAGUCGUAUUGUAUCUGUUGGUGCGAAUUUAUUAGUCGUAUUUUAUCUGUUAGUGUGUAUUUUCUUAGACGUAUUAUAUCUAUAGACGUGCAAGAUGUUUACCGAUUUAGUAAAACAGAUUGCAAGUAUUUUAAGUGUGCUUAGAACUAAGUAUAGUGGCAAAACCGUGAGGCAAGGGAUAAUUAAGUGUGAUAAGGCUAGACGUAGAAUUCAAGAUUCGAUGCGUAGGUCAUUAUCCAUAGGUGAAAGGCAACAUCUUGAGGCUUGUUUACGUAAUAUUAAAUCGAUGCGUAAACACUUUAAAUUAGAACAAAGGAGAGGCUUGGGUAUAUCUUUGAAUAAAGGAACCUCCACUUCGGCUUUUAGUAAUAGAAAAGAAACCGCAAAAGAUCGCGUGCAUUGGGAUGACUCCAUUUCGGCUUUUAGCAAUAGAAUACGAACUGGAGUUAUCACUAAUCUUAAACAUAAAGACCCCGGCAACUUCUUAAUGGAUUGUAAAACCAUCUUCAAAAGCCGAAUUCAUAACGCGUUGAAGCAAGAUGAGGCUGUGAAAGUAAAUGCGAUUUUUUGCGGGGAAUUUGCGAUUACUCAAGGUGAAAAGAUGCUUAAUGAGUAUAAGUACUUUACAACAUCAAAUGCGGCAAUAUAUAGGGGUACUGAUAUAGAAGAGUGGUUUAAGGAGAAUGUUGAGAAACCGAUAAUGACCAAAUUAUCGGAGUUCCAAGACCGUGACAGCGGUUGGGCCCUUAAGGCUGUUAUCAAUUUAGGGGUUAAUAUUAACAAAUUCACACCUCAACUUGGCUCUUCAUAUAUUCAGCUACCUUCACAAAUUCAAUCAAAAAAGUCAUGCGUUAACGUUAAGAAUGAUGAUGAUGCCUGUUUUGCGUGGGCGGUGGUUCCGGCGUUGUAUCCUGUUGAUAAAAAUCCCCACAGAAUGUCUAAAUACCCUCACUACUCUUCCGUGCUCAAGCUUAAAGGGAUCCAGUUUCCGAUGACUAUGCGACAAAUUCCGAACUUUGAAAAACAAAACAACAUCUCCAUUAACGUGUAUAUUCUGAAGCAGGAGAAAAAAGACCAGUUUAAUACGUUGCCUACCUACCUAACGAAGGAAAAGAGGGAUAAACAUGUGAACCUGCUUUUAGUGCAAGACUGCUACGAACAAUCGACCAAGUUCCAUUAUGUUUGGAUAAAAAAUCUUUCACGGCUAGUAUCGAAGCAGUUAAGCAAAGAAAAAAGGCAAAAGUAUAUUUGCGAUAGAUGUCUACAUUUUUACCGUUCUGAAGAUAAAUUACAUAAGCAUAUUAAGGAUUGCAUACAAAAGAAUGAUACAGCCAUCAAGAUGCCUACAGAGGAAAAAAAGAUGUUGAAGUUUAAAAAUUUUAAAAAUAAAAUAAAAGCCCCCUUUGUCGUAUAUGCAGAUCUCGAGAGCGUUCUGAAACCUAGCACAAAAAAGACUGCAUACCAACAACAUAUUCCAGCAGCUGUGGGAUACUACUUCAAGUGCUCAUACGAUUAAUC
This is a messenger RNA of Photinus pyralis (common eastern firefly), 2205 nucleotides long. RefSeq lists its product as uncharacterized. Lineage: Eukaryota; Metazoa; Arthropoda; Insecta; Coleoptera; Lampyridae. The record is from RefSeq and is a predicted model, not a curated record. Bases 782 to 2203 code for a protein of 473 amino acids. The transcript has 2 exons.